AUGGGAUUCGGUUUCAUCCUCGAAGACCAUGGCGGCCUGCCCCGCGUCCCAGGAACAAUCAUCCUCGAAGAAGACAUCGCUCACAGCGAAGCCACGACCGGUGCCUUGAAGCAUGGCACUGGACGCUCCUCGCACAUCGUGCUCACGCCUCAACCAUCUGAUGAUCCCAAUGAUCCUUUGAAUUGGUCUCAAUCUCGCAAAUUGACCAUUAUGCUCAUCACCGGCAUGGGCACCAUUCUCUACGGUGCUGUCUUUGGACCAUUGCUGAAUGCUAGUUUGGUGGUCAUCGCUGAGGAUCUGAAUGUCACCAUCACGGAUAUCACGUUGUUGAGUGGCUACCAGGUUGCGUUCAGUAGGAAGUAUGGGAAGAGGAGUCUGUUUGUGCUGAGUGCUAUUUCCGCUGUGGUGGGGAACAUCAUUGGUUCGACGAGUCACAAUUAUGGACAACUGCUCGCUGCACGCAUCAUCCAGGGAUUGUCGGUCAGCACAUACGAGUCGCUGCUUUUGGUGGUCAUUGGAGACUUGUUCUUUGUCCACGAGAGAGGAAUCUACACUUCAAUUGUCAGUUUCUUGCUCGCCGCAGUCUCGAACUUGGCUAGCGUGGUGUGUGGACCGAUCACCAACAAUCUGGGGUGGAAAUACUUGUUCCAUAUCUUUGUCGCCCUUUCGGUGGUGCAGACACUGUGCCAGAUCUUCUUCGUGCCCGAGACGACGUAUCGCAGAGAUCAGAGGUACAAUAUUGGAGAAUUGGCAACAGACAACUUCGAUGAGUUGGCCGCUCAUGAACAUCGACAUGAGAAAGAGCAAGUCCAGCAACUCGAAAGCGUCGCAACACGAACUUCUAUCCCGAAGAGGAAGACUUUUUGGCAGAAUAUGAAGCUCUUCGACGGAGCGUACUCGGACGAAUCACUCGUUCAUCUCUUGAUCGCUCCGUUCGCAGUCUGCAUGAAUAUCGCAGUAGCAUACAUAAUCGUUGUUCAGGGAUGGUUCGUAGGUCUUUAUGUUGCCAUUGCGUUUGUUCUGGCCCAGAUCUUCGGCUACCCACCAUACAACAUGAGUCCAAGUGGCAUUGGAUACUUGUCUUUGGGACCAUUCAUUGGUGGUCUCGUUGCAGUCUUACUCUUCGGCGCCAUCACCGAUCCCCUCAUCAUUUUCAUGACGAAGAAGAACAAAGGAGUCUACGAGCCAGAAUAUCGACUUCUUAUUGCCGGGCUGGGUUUGAUCAGCGGAGCAGGACUCUUUGGCUAUGGCCAUGUGACCCAGGUCUACGGGAGUCCAUAUGUUGCAGCCACUCUCCAUGCUUUUGUCCUCUUUGGAGUCAUGGCUCUUAUUGUUGCAACUUCAACCUAUGCCCUUGAUGCGUAUAGAGACAUGAGCAACGAGAUCUUCAUCAUGGGCAUGCUAUUCAAGAACUUCUUGCUGUACGGUUUCACAUAUUUUAUCAACAACUGGUUGGCUAGAGCCGGACCUCAACAACUAUUUUAUGUGUUUGGAGCGACAGGAUUUGGGGUAAUGGCAGGAAUUCCAAUAAUGUACGUGCUUGGGAAGAAGUAUCGGAGUUACUGGUGCAGGCACAACUUGCUCGAGAAGUUCCACAUCAGAACACACGCAGAAUAA
Messenger RNA from Mollisia scopiformis, 1617 nucleotides. Its product is annotated as serine/threonine kinase 16. The transcript has 2 exons. The record is from RefSeq and is a predicted model, not a curated record. Gene Ontology annotation, molecular function: transmembrane transporter activity. The coding region runs from base 1 to 1617 and encodes 538 amino acids. Gene Ontology annotation, biological process: transmembrane transport. Lineage: Eukaryota; Fungi; Ascomycota; Leotiomycetes; Helotiales; Mollisiaceae.